CUUUGGAGCUGCGUCACUGGGCGCCUUUACACACGGUGCCGUCGUCGUAAGAAAUAUCGACUCUUGAAGUUGUCGUGAAAAAUUUUUGCUUCGAAGAGGAUCGAGGACUGCGUCGCGUGAUGUUUAUGCGAACACUGCACAGGUCCCUGUCGCCGGCAAGGAAGACAUUGGCUAUCGUCCCCGUAUCCUCUGCGAGCUACCACGAGAAGGUUAUUGACCACUACGAAAAUCCUCGCAACGUUGGAUCGCUCAAUAAGGACGACAAGAAUGUUGGCACUGGUCUUGUCGGCGCCCCAGCCUGCGGCGAUGUCAUGAAAUUGCAGAUCAAGGUGGAUGAAAGUGGCAAGAUUAUCGAUGCCAAGUUCAAGACGUUUGGUUGUGGUUCGGCCAUUGCAUCCAGCUCCCUUGCAACUGAAUGGAUAAAGGGAAAAAAUGUGAAUGAUGCUAUGAAAAUUAAGAACACAGACAUUGCUAAAGAGCUGAGCCUACCUCCAGUCAAGCUUCACUGCUCAAUGCUUGCUGAAGAUGCUAUCAAGGCAGCUCUCAGUGACUACAAGCGAAAGCGGGGUGAGCAGGAAGUACCGAAGGCAGGCGCAGGCACCUCUGCAAGCAGUAAUGGCUGAGGCCCAGGUCUCAGCUUCUAUGGUGAUGAUCACAUCCCUGUUGUCGAUCACCUCACGUGUGUGAUGGACGAAUGGCAGCUGUCACAGCUUCUGGAGUGCUGGGGAACUGCCAGACCAUUUCCCCCAGCCAUCUGGGGUAAGGACAGCAUGUUUAUGGAAAGGGGCUGCUGCUGAUAGCUUUUAUGGCUUGCUGAGAUGUUGCAGAUGGUUCCUUUGCUAGGUUGUGCUACAGGCAACCUAAUUCAAGGGCAGUAUCUGACCAUCGCUGUUAAAGACAUAUUGAAGACUGCCAAGCAGGGCACAAAAGUAAAGGAAAAACUCUACAAGAUGUUUCUACAUCAUGAAUUUGACUCUGUUGCUUUUCCAGAGUUUAGCAAGUGACCACUUUAGCUUCAGAACAUGCAUUUUUCUAGAGAGAGUGCGUGCCAUUGAACACUUGAUAUUGUUGCACAUGUCAUUAUUCUUAUUGUAAGCAAGGCAUGCACAUUAAACAGAAAAGGCCAAGUUGACUCUUCUUUGCUUUGGCAAGUGCCUGUUUUGUUUCUGGAACGUGAAGCAGGAGUGAAAAUAAAUGAAAGCACUAAUUUACACCACAACUUUUUUUUUUUUUGCUUUUCUGAAUGCCUGUUUUGCUUCUACAGCAUGAAGCAGGAGACAUUGAAUAAAACCACUCAUUUUACAAAAUGA
Molecule: messenger RNA, 1310 nt
Organism: Dermacentor andersoni
Lineage: Eukaryota; Metazoa; Arthropoda; Arachnida; Ixodida; Ixodidae
Source: RefSeq, a predicted model, not a curated record